GUCAUCAUUCACGCCUCGCAACGGGUCACUUUGUACGCGUGUUUACCUGCUAAGUAGUGUUUACAUUCGCCAAGCAGGCGGCUGUUUGCCUGCCAUUACUGACUUCGAGACGGUUCGGGCGGCCGAGUGUGGCCCCACGUAUAAAGUCAAUACUGUGACCGUCUAUUGAAAAUCUGUUACGUGUGGAUGUUCAGUUAGAAGGAAUCUCCCGUGAAAACUAAACUACUUGCAAAGUCUUCAUCAGCACCGCCCCAGGCUGUGGCCGCACCUCAGCCGUCUCAAAGACCCAGCAUUUUACACUCGCAACAACAACAUCAGCAGCAGCAGCAUCGCCGGUGCAGCAGGUGAGCAGGCCGCUGUGCCUAACGGUGGGCCUGCCUUGGUGCCAGGAGUGGCUUCCUCCUCCUCCGCGCCCCACCCGUGACCCACCGCCAGUGUGUGCCGAGAGGCGGGAAGGUGAUGCCGCAGGGAGUAAUGCUGUGGUGCAUGGCUGUGUCUGUGUAAUAAUGAACAGCAUGGAAGAAAUCCAAAAUAAGAUGAGGGAGGAGGAACAGAAGGAAGAGUCUGAAGAGGAAGAAGAGUCUUGCUCCCUUUCGUUCUCAGCAUCGCAGGACUCUGAAGCACCCCAGUUGUCAGCGGCAACCCUGGGGGCCCUGCUGGAAUUCUACUCGGAGGAGGAGGAGAGGAAGGACAAGCUGAGGGAAGUGAGGGAAGGAAACGUGCCAGAGGUCUUCACCGAGAACUGGAACCUAAGCCAGUUUUGGUACAGUGAGAGCACCUCACAGCACCUUGCGCAAGAGUGCUUGAGGGCGGUGAGUCCCAGUGAUGGUGGUGGUGAUGCUGCAGUUGCCUGUCUGUCCUGUCCAACACUCUAUCGCACCCUCCGUGCCCAGAAACAUCAGUGUAAACUUGCUCUUCUCGAGUACGAUACAAGAUUCUCCUGUUUUGGUGACGACUUUUUCUUUUACGACUUCCGCUCGCCGCUCGCUCUUGAUCCCAAGCUCCGUUGUGGCUUUGACCUGGUAGUGGCGGACCCACCCUACCUGUCCGCCGACUGCCUCACGAAGACAUCGCUCACUAUUCGGUUCCUCAGUAAGCCAGAUGGUAAGGUUAUUCUGCUGACUGGAGCCGUGAUGGCAGACUUGGCAGAGAGGCUGCUUGGCACAAGGCCUCUCAAGUCUGCACCCCCAGUCCACCACUCCAACAACCUUGGCAACCCCUUUGUGCUCUACGCAAAUUAUGGGUUUGAUGAUGAUGAUGAUGAUGAUGAUGAUGAGGGGAAGGAGGAAAGAGAACGAAAGAAAAGGGAAGAAAUGAAGGAAGAGGAGGAGGAAGAAGAAAGGGAUAGAAAAGAAAGGGAAGGCAUGAAAGAGGAGGAGGAGGAGGAAGAAGAGAGAAGGGAAGGAGAAAAAGAGAAGAAUGAUAGUUGAUUAUGGUCGUGAUUAUAUAUAAUUAACAUUAUUAUAAUAUUAUAAAUAUUGUUAUUAUUGUCUUGCCUCCUGCUUAUGGUUAGUACAGAGGAUGGGCUGUGACCCCCUCACUCACCCCUUCAGUAAAGUAUUCAAUGCUAGUAA
Molecule: messenger RNA, 1574 nt
Organism: Eriocheir sinensis (Chinese mitten crab)
Lineage: Eukaryota; Metazoa; Arthropoda; Malacostraca; Decapoda; Varunidae
Product: EEF1A lysine methyltransferase 1-like
Exons: 6
Coding region: 507-1430 (307 amino acids)
Biological process (GO): methylation
Molecular function (GO): protein-lysine N-methyltransferase activity; nucleic acid binding
Source: RefSeq, a predicted model, not a curated record